UGGGGUGUACUUUUAGGCUAGCAGCUAGCUAUUUUAGCAUAAUGGCCGGCACAUUUGCAGUUAUUUUGUUGACAGAGUGACUCAGUUCAUGGGUAUUGAUGCACCCAUGCAUAUGCACUGCCCUGAUAUCGCAAUCAUGUGAUAGCUAUAGACUAAGUCAGGCUCCACCUGACUAGCUAUAGAACUAUAACUUAACAAGUAUACUAACUGUAAACCUAAUGUCACAGCACAAAAGCAACUUCAUGUAAUAGUACUAUUGGCACAAACAAGGAAAUAGCAGUUUGAAUAGAAAAGGUGUUAAGGUGUGAUCAUAGAUGGUGUGAUACAGUCAUGAAUGUCCAGAACAAGCGUACCUCUGAUUCUACACAAGAAAGGCCUCCAUUCAGUCUUGUGUCAAGUGUCACUGUUGUUGGUGAUUCAAAUGUAGGGAAAACCUCCUUGAUACUUUCCUACAUCAAUUCUUCACCCUUAAAUCAACAGCCAGGGGCAUCACAAAGAGCUACCAUCGGUGUGGAAAACAGUUGCUUGAAGCAGGUUGAAUUACCUACUAGUAGCGAAAUAAUUAAUUUACACCUUUUUGAUGCUGGUGGGCAUGAGCAGUUCAGAAAUGUGGUGUUAAGCUACUUGAAACAGGGCAGAAUUUUUUUCAUUGUCUUUGACUUAUGUAAUGAGGAUACAUUUAACUCAGCUGUUACUUAUUGGAUGCGUGUGAUAAAAGAGAAUUGCAAGUAUGCACUUGAUGAGUGUCUCAUUUAUUUGAUUGGAACAAAAUGUGAAGUAGAGCAAUACAGAGAAGUCAGUCAAGAGAGGGCUCAGAUUUUUGCUGACCAGUUUAGUAUAAGAUACUUUGAAGUCAGCGCUUUCUCAAGGCAUAAUGUUGACUGUCUUUUUAAAACUUUAUAUGCAGAUAUUGAUGAAGUGAAAGCUAUUAAAAUUAUAUAUAGAAUGCAUUAAUGAUGUUUUGGUUGUUUUUAUUAUUGUAGUUAUGAACCACUGUUAUCUUGUAUUUUUGAUACAAACUAUCGUAAAUCA
Messenger RNA from Amphimedon queenslandica, 1032 nucleotides. RefSeq names its product ras-related protein Rab-13-like. Bases 331 to 954 code for a protein of 207 amino acids. The transcript has a single exon. Gene Ontology annotation, molecular function: GTP binding; GTPase activity. NCBI's taxonomy places the organism in Eukaryota, Metazoa, Porifera, Demospongiae, Haplosclerida, Niphatidae. The record is from RefSeq and is a predicted model, not a curated record.